AUGUCUCGAAUACGACCUCCGGACCACGAUCCUGACCAUGAUCCGGAAUUACACAAUGUCACCUCCCUCGAGAACACAGACGAUGCUCAUGUCGCUGCCAUUCAUCCCCCAUGGAAGCGUCGUCUGUAUAUGCUUCUGGAACGCCCGACUUCGUCCUUCUCUGCUUUCGUCUUGCAUGUCGUGACGACUUUCCUCAUCAUUCUGUCUGCGGUCGUGACUAUUUUGGAGACUAUUCCUUCGUUUCACUCUAUUUCACCUAGGAUCUGGUUCGGUCUAGAGACUUCCCUUGUAGUCCUCUUCACAGUCGAAUACACCGCAAGAUGUGUCGCGCAUUCCUCGGACUUGUGGACGUUUCUGAAGUGGUUUGGAUCAUUCUUCGGCAUCAUUGACCUAUUGGGAAUUUUCCCGUAUUACAUUGAGAUAGCGCUGCGGCAGGAUACUUUCACCUUUUUUAGGUUUACAAUCCUGCGGACGUUCCGACUUCUCCGCGUCUUCCGACCAUUCCGCUAUAAUAACACUAUUCUCCUGCAUGUACCAUUGCACUCGUGUUUCUCCUUGUUGUAUUUCGCUGAACGUGGAACUUGGGAUGAGGUCCUGGGCACAUUCAUCAACUCUGAUGGCGAUCCCAGUCAGUUUGCGUCCAUCCCUGCUGCAGCAUGGUUUGUGAUAGUCACAAUAACUACCGUGGGGUAUGGGGAAAUCACGCCACGGUCUUUUCUUGGCCGUCUUAUCACACUCCCACUCUUGGUCUUCGGCUUGUUGCUUAUCGCUCUUCCCACCUUCGUUCUGGGACGCGAAUUCAGCAUGAUAUGGGAGCUUAUGAAAGAUCAAGUCACGCGAGAAGAAGUACUCAACACUCCUGCGGUCGACCCUCUAACGUCUCCAACCCUGCGAAGACAGUUCAACAUGUCUAUGUCGGAUCUACGUGGUGACCCGACCAUUAUAGGCGCAGGAGUGUGGCGACGCAGAAGAAAUAGUGAAGACGUGAGCAUCCCCUACAGACAAGAUACACACGAGAGCUUGGAUCUUCAAGCGCAAAUUGCUGAGUUGAAGGCGGCGAUCGAGAUACAGGGGUCAAUGCUGCAGCGUCUCGUACAGGCGGUGGAAGGAAAGGGGAAGGGAAAGGAAGAUAGAGGGCAUGAUGAUCCAUUAAUGCGUACUAGAGAGACAAACCCAACAAUCAUUGUGCGCAAAUAA
Molecule: messenger RNA, 1197 nt
Organism: Fibroporia radiculosa
Lineage: Eukaryota; Fungi; Basidiomycota; Agaricomycetes; Polyporales; Fibroporiaceae
Exons: 8
Coding region: 1-1197 (398 amino acids)
Biological process (GO): potassium ion transmembrane transport
Cellular component (GO): membrane
Molecular function (GO): voltage-gated potassium channel activity
Source: RefSeq, a predicted model, not a curated record